GAAUUGUUGCACAGACAUUUCUAGACUUUGUUCAAUUACACAAAUUUGCAGGAAAAACAUCACUAAAUUGUAAAAUUAGCCAUUACAUUUGCCAAUUAUCACGAAAACCGGCACGAUGCUGGAGCUGUAGACUGAUUUGAUCACUGCAUCCAGGCAGUAAUGUCUGGCUAUUUGUGUUCAAGGCUCCUCCUUUACACUGGUGGAAGACAUCUGACCAGUUUCUUUGCACCCAGCCAGCAUGUUUUACCUGAUAAACUGUGUAGAACCUGCCCGCUCCCUUGUCAUGCCCGGAGCUUUUCUUCCCGUAGUCGAUCAGAUGGAAGCUCAGGACAGGAAGGAGAAAACACACUGCAUGCUCCAAGACGUGAACUAGACUUCCAGCUGAGCCGGCUGCAGAUCAACGCAGUUCUGCGUGCUAAUGAGCAGUCCGUUCGUAUUCCAGAGUUUGAUGGCCGUAGUGGUCCCAGUCCAGUGCUGAGGUUUGAGAGCAACCAGCUUUCCGCCAAUACUCCACUAGAGGACCGACGCAGCAGUGCCAGCUGCCUCCAGACUCGUGGCAUGCUUUUUGGCGUGUUUGAUGGACACGGCGGACAUGCAUGCGCUCAAGCGGUCAGCGAGCGUCUGCCUUAUUACAUCGCUGUAUCAAUGAUGUCAGAGUCCGUCCUGGAGGAUCUAGAGGCUGCCAUGGAGAUUUUACGACCCGUGCCGCCCAUUCUGCAGUGGUACAAGCACCGUAACGACUACAACUACAGGGAAUCAGCAGCCCUCUAUGUCAAUCAUUUGCGUGUUUACUGGCAGGAGCUUCUGGCGAGUGAAGAACACGGAGACGGCAUGCGUCCCACAGAUGCUCUCAUCUAUGCAUUCCAACGACUGGACACGGAUCUUUCUCUUGAGGCACAGGUGCCACUCGCAAAUGACCUGAUGCGGAACACGGCCAUCCAGGCCGCCUUCGCUGGCUGUACGGCUUGUGUGGCUCACAUUGGACCAGAAGGUGUGCAUGUUGCAAAUGCAGGAGACUGUCGGGCAGUUUUAGGCGUCCAGGAGCAUGAUGGGAGCUGGAGUGCUUUGCCACUCACACAAGACCACAACGCUGCCAAUGUAACCGAGGUGGAGCGCAUAUGGCGGCAGCACCCGGCUAGUGAACGGCAUUCGGUAAUCGUAGACGACAGGCUGCUCGGGGUCCUGAUGCCGUUGCGUGCAUUUGGAGACGUUCGCUUCAAAUGGAGUCGUGAGCUCCAGCAGAGUGUUCUAGAGAAUGGAGACUCUGAUUUAGAAUCACUGAAUCUUUAUCAAUACGCUCCACCUAAUUAUCUCACUCCACCUUAUCUAGAGGCGACACCAGAAGUCACCUACCACCGGCUUCGACCACAGGACCGGUUUUUGGUUUUGGCCUCUGAUGGCCUCUGGGACGAGAUGACCAGUGAUGAGGCGGUCAGGCUUGUGGCGGAACAUUUGACUGGUAUUCAUCUGCAAGCUCCGGUUUCAGCCAGCCAGCUCAACUUGGGACAAAUGCACCAGCUGCUGCUGCAGCGACGGGCCAGAGCAACACCCGCUUUGGAUUUGAACGGUGCCACACAUUUGAUUCGCCAUGCACUGGGCACAAAUGAGUAUGCAGAGAUGGACCAGGAGAGACUGGCAACUAUACUGGCUCUGCCUAGCGAUUUAGCACGCAUGUACCGAGAUGACAUCACUGCCACCGUGAUUUAUUUUAACCCUAAUUUCAGCAAAACUGCUAACUAAAAAUGACCAACAUUUUAAAGUUUCAGAUCUAAAAUUAUAUUUGAAGAGUUGUUUUCAGCUGUGAAUUUUUUUUUAAUGCAUUUUAUGUGUUUUUCUUGUUCCUUACUGUCUUUUAUAUUGUUGCAUAUACUUAAAAAUGUCUACAGGUGACAUUAAUUUGAGUUUGCAACAGAUGCUUGCAUUUUGUUUUGGAGAAUGUGAAUGCAGACAAUGGGUAGAAUUCAGUGACUCACUUUAAAUGACACUUUAUGGGUUACAAAUGUGAAGGUAAAGUCUUAAUUUGUUUAUGUAGUUCUGUCAGCGGAUACAACUAGCAUGCAUAUCAAAAAGCGUCUCUAUAAUUAAGGCUAGUUAUUUUUCAGCCUCUUGCAAGUGUUUUAAUUAUGCUGCUUUUCCUUACACCUCACACCUUUUAUGUCUCUGAUGGGUAUAGAUCUGUUUUUGUGCUUUGGCUGUUUUGUUGAAAUAGUUAAUGUCUAUGUGUCUUUAAUCAUAGUUAUAUUGAGUUUGUCUAGGAUCUGUUCAAAGAAGUAGUCAUUUAAAGUGUAUUUUUUACAAUACUAGGAUUAGAAUAAUGAUAAAGAUUCUUCUAAUUUAUUCUAUAGAUGUUCCAUAAGACAUUAAUUUUGCUUGCAUAUUUAGCACACUUGGUUCUUUCUGCUGUACGUUGUUUUUUUCUCUGCUUGUGUUAUGAAAACAUUUUCACUUUGCACCUUGUAGUGACUGCAGGUUGUGUCAAAGUACUACAAUGAGUCACAACAAUAUUCUUGUCAAUGGUUAAACUGAUAAUAUUUGCAGUGCCUUAAAGUAUGAAGGUCAUAGGGGCCAAUUUUAUGGAAGGUUGCAUUACACAUUACAUUUUACAUUAACGUUACAUCAGCUUGCAAGUACAUUUCAAAAUCAUUUUGCUUUUGCAAAAUUGUCUGUUCUAUAUGUGGAUAUAUGAAGUAAACCUGGUGCACUAUGUUUCCUAAUAGUAAACAAUGUUUUGCUUUUCUGUGUCUAUUGUUACUAUUUGUUCUCGUCUAAUGUGAGUGAGAGACUUCAGAAACUCUCCUCUUUUGGAAAUUUGGGAAAUAUACCAUAUAUUUUCACUGCAGAAUUUUGUAUUUUUAUUA
Messenger RNA from Sinocyclocheilus grahami, 2858 nucleotides. RefSeq names its product pyruvate dehydrogenase [acetyl-transferring]-phosphatase 2, mitochondrial-like. Gene Ontology annotation, biological process: protein dephosphorylation. NCBI's taxonomy places the organism in Eukaryota, Metazoa, Chordata, Actinopteri, Cypriniformes, Cyprinidae. Gene Ontology annotation, molecular function: cation binding; [pyruvate dehydrogenase (acetyl-transferring)]-phosphatase activity. Gene Ontology annotation, cellular component: mitochondrion. The coding region runs from base 160 to 1740 and encodes 526 amino acids. The record is from RefSeq and is a predicted model, not a curated record. The transcript has 2 exons.